This is a messenger RNA of Alligator sinensis (Chinese alligator), 7669 nucleotides long. It is a transcript of the gene SKIL, whose product is annotated as SKI like proto-oncogene. The record is from RefSeq and is a predicted model, not a curated record. Gene Ontology annotation, biological process: negative regulation of BMP signaling pathway. NCBI's taxonomy places the organism in Eukaryota, Metazoa, Chordata, Crocodylia, Alligatoridae. Gene Ontology annotation, molecular function: DNA-binding transcription factor activity, RNA polymerase II-specific; SMAD binding; RNA polymerase II cis-regulatory region sequence-specific DNA binding. The coding region runs from base 267 to 2336 and encodes 689 amino acids. The transcript has 6 exons. Gene Ontology annotation, cellular component: nucleus.
GAGAAGGCAGCGGUCUACUGGCAGGAAACGUGCCCUGCUGUCUGCACCGCCUAAGAGCCCAGCGGGGCUUUGUAACACCGUCCCUUCCCACUCGGCUGCCCUUCCGGAGGCCCCGGCAUAGCGCUGUCCUGGCCUGGCCUGGCCUGGCGUAGCAUUGAUUGAGUGUCUGAGGGAAUUCAGAUAAGCCACAACUGACAUUUGUUUGACAGAGAAGCUAGAGAGAUGCGCCCUCACGGUUUCCUUCUGUAAACGCGUGGCAGUCGGCGAUGGAAGGCCCGCAGGCAAACUUCCCCCUGCGCCCUGGCUCCGACCAGAAAGCGAAUAGGAUGCGGGAGGAUGGGGGCCCUCCGGUAAAGAAAGCAAUGACAGAAAUGCAUGGAAAUACUGAGUUCCCAGCUGGGGUGAGUAAGAUGCCCACCAUCAAGAAGGAAAACUUGGAUGAAUAUGAUGAAACUCCCAUGGAGGUGGAUAGAGAAAAUGUCAAGUCAGACAGCGCUGCUGUAUCUGAGCGCCUGAGUUUAAAUCCUGGUUUGAAACACACCUUGGCACAGUUCCACUUAAGUAGCCAGAGUUCGCUGGGUGGACCAGCCGCUUUUUCCGCUCGCUAUUCUGAGGAAAGCAUGUCUCCCACCGUCUUCUUGCCUCUUGCAUCGCCGCAGAUACUUCCUGGCCCCUUGCUCGUCCCUUCAGAUAGUUCCACGGAGCUCACUCAGACUACGCUGGAGGGGGAAUCUAUUUCCUGUUUUAAAGUUGGCGGAGAAAAGAGACUCUGCCUACCUCAAGUCUUGAAUUCUGUGCUCCGAGACUUUUCCCUCCAACAAAUUAAUGCAGUUUGUGAUGAAUUGUACAUAUACUGUUCAAGAUGCACUUCUGAUCAGCUUCAUAUCCUAAAGGUAUUGGGGAUCCUUCCAUUUAAUGCCCCAUCCUGCGGGUUGAUCACGCUGACUGAUGCUCAAAGAUUAUGCAAUGCUUUACUACGUCCUCGCACUUUUCCUCAAAAUGGCAGUCUGCAUCCUGCUAAAAACACGUUGGCUCAACUUAAAGAAACUGGCAGUGCCUUUGAAGUAGAGCAUGAAUGCUUGGGCAAGUGCCAGGGUUUGUUUGCACCUCAGUUCUAUCUUCAGCCAGAUGCUGCCUGUAUCCAGUGUUUGGAGUGUUAUGGAAUGUUUUCUCCACAGACGUUUGUGAUGCAUUCACAUAGAUCUCCGGAUAAAAGGACCUGCCACUGGGGUUUUGAAUCAGCCAAAUGGCAUUACUAUCUUCACAUUAACCAAAAAUAUUUAGGAACAUCAGAAGAGAGGGAGCUGAAGCAUCUCUUGGAGGAAAUGAAGGAGAAAUUUAGCGUGAAAAAUCAGAAAAGAACUCAGUCCAAAGCGGAUCCCCAGGGAAGCCUAGAAUUACAGCAGUGGUAUCCAGUUAUAAAGCAGGAAGCAGACCCUGCUACUCAGUCACCUUCAUUCAUCCAUCCAAGUUACUACCUUUACAUGUGUGAUAAAGUGGUUGCACCAAAUGUGUCCCUUACGUCACAGUGCAAAGAAGCUACAAAAACAGCAGGCAGAAGUUCAGAAGUAAUGAAAUCCUUACCUGGACAGUCAGAGAAACAGCUCAGUAGUAGUAAACGCAAAAAAGGUGCCUCCUACCCAGAGUUGUCGCUUGAAGAGCAGGAAAAAAUAGACUUAAAAACUAGCACAGAACAACAUAAACAUUUUGAUCCACCACUGUCAAAUAAUUCAGCAAGAAGUGGAAAAUCUGAAUAUGUCUCAUCCAAAGCAACUGCUGCAUCUAACCAUGUUGAAAUAGGUAGUAGCACACCAACCUUCUCCCCAGCUCUCAAGGACAUCAGUUGUGAAGAUGACAAGGGAAGAAUCAUGGAGGAAGUUAUGAGAACCUACAUUAAGCAGCAAGAAAAACUGAAUAUUAUAUUGCAAAAGAAGCAGCAGCUUCAAAUGGAAGUGGAAAUGUUAAGUAAUUCUAAAGCUAUGAAGGAAUUAACUGAAGAACAGCAGAAUUUACAGAAAGAACUUGAAUCUUUGCAGACUGAGCAUGCUCAAAGAAUGGAAGAAUUUUAUGUUGAGCAGAGGGACUUGGAGAAGAAAUUGGAACAGGUGAUGAAGCAAAAAUGUACCUGUGACUCGAAUCUAGAAAAAGACAAGGAGGCUGAAUAUGCAGCACAGUUGGCAGAACUGAGACAGAGAUUGGAUCAUGCAGAAGCAGAUAGACAAGAGCUCCAAGAUGAACUGAGACAGGAACGAGAAGCAAGAGAAAAGUUAGAGAUGAUGAUAAAAGAAUUAAAGCUACAGAUUUUGAAAUCUUCAAAAAAUGGAAAAGGAAAAUAGAUAUUGGGAAAGGUGAACACAAUUGUGUUCUUCAAACAGGGUUGUUUUUUUGUAGUUGAAUUGUGAGCAGUUUUUCUGUAUAAUAAAACAAGGUAUUCUCUAUGGACUUCUCAAACAGAAAACCAAGAUGAAGAAAUAAGUGGAUGGAUAUACAUUUUUUCCUAGCUCAUGAAAAUCUGCAUUUAUUUGUAUUGGUGAUUUUUUAGAGACAACUGUUAAAGAUAUGAAACUUUUGUUUUAGAACAGUUAAUUUCCCUCUCUUUCUGAUGCAGUAUUGAGGGCUAUGUACCUUUUUUUAAAGCAGCAUUUUAUGUUUAAAAUAUACUGUGGUGGUUUUUAUUUUGCUACUUGUUGCACAUCCCGUUAUAGAAGUACAUUUUUAAAAUGUUGCUUUUUUUUAAAUCUAAAAUUCAAAACCAGAAUUUGAGCUUCAGUAAAAAGUCUUUCCUCUCUGGUGACAAGGAAGGCAUUUUCAUGUUUAUGUUGCAGGGUGGCAAGUUGAUGAAAGGGAACUGUUUAUCAUAAAUUUACUAGCCUAAAUUUUUUCAUCCAUAUACAUUUUCAUCUAUACAUUUUUCAAUAUAAAUUUUUCAUCUUUUAAAUAUUAAGUAUUUAACAUUUUUUGUCAAGAUCACAAAAAAAUUGUAUACUUUUGACAUUUUGGAAAGAAGAUAUCAUUAUUAUGUACUUCUUGUGAAAAGGAAUAACAAAAAUGCAUGAAAAACUUUAAAAAUAAUCUACCCCUACUUUAUUUUUCUUCCAGAUAGCAAAUAUGGAAAAAAAAGUCUAAUGGAUUAAAUUUGUAGGUUUUCUCCUUUAAUAGGAAGGUUCAGGUAAUGGUGAUAUGAAAAUACUAAUGACCUAGAGAAUAACACUUUUAAGUUACAUACAUCAGUUACUUUUCAGUGGGGCAACCUCUUUUUUUUUUCUUUUUUGUACAGACUUUUCUUUUGGUAUGUGAAAAACAGGGUUUAAUUGACAUUUAGGUAAUUUAUUAAACAUUUCAAAAAAAACAUUUCAGCUAUGGCACUUUGAAAGACAAUAUCUCUUUUCAUUUUGAAAAGUUUGACAUGCCCUUGAUAGAUUAUUUUUUUUGAUUAUGUCAGUGAUUAGAAGUAUUUUAGUCUCUUCAGUGGUCACAGCAUAAUCUGAGUCUGUCACAAAUUGAACCUUUUUGCUAUGGUGCUUGUGCCUUUACUGUAUUCAGAAAGGUUAAAUUAAUGGUGAAGAAGGCCAUUAAUACAGUUUCUGCUUCCAUAUUUGCUUUGAGUUGGUUAAGUUUUCUGGGAAUUUUAAUUUUUUCAUGCAUUGUUUCAAUUAAAUCAUAAAUAUUAGAAAAAGAAAAAUUAAGUUGGCAUAUAUCUCACAUGCUGCUUGUUCAAUUUGGAGAGGUGAAACUAAAGUAUGUUUGACAUGUUUGUUAGAAUUGUCGUGUAUUCUUAAUGUCACAUUUACACUGAAAGUUAAAGCAUGUUUGAAGCAGUUUGAAACAUGAAUUGUAUGAAUUGGAGUAACAGGUUUUUCUCUCUUUUUGGUUAUUCUUUUUAAAAAUAUACACCUAUCUACGCUGGCCUGGUCAAAUCUCGUUUUAAGGGCGGUUAUGAGGUAGAAGGAAAAAGUGCCCAUAGGAAACUGAUUCACUCGGUGUAUAUUUGUGUAUUCAAAAUCAUAUAUUCUUGUUUUAAAGAUUAUAUAUAUUUUAAUCCCAUUAGCCUAGACAAUGCAGCUAUGGGAGAAUGAGUGCAAGCUUAGUCUGAUUUAUGAAACAGAAGUUAACUAUGUACUGAUUCUAAAAUCCUUAUCAGAUGCCCAAGCCUGGAAGAGCAAAAGUUAGCUCUUGGAUCCCAGGCUGAAUUUCUCAGGUUGGCAGAUGGAUGGGGUAGGGGAAUAAUCUUUUUUUCAAGCUCUUCAGAAAGUUUAAUUUGAGUGUCACCAAAAAGGCAGUAAAUAAAAAAUCCUAUUAUUUUAUUAUUUUAAAUCCAUCUUAUUUUUCAGACUGUAUCUUCAUUGUAAAACUUAAAUCUGGCCUUCACCUGUUUCAAUUGUCAAUGUAGGUGUGCACUUUGAACAUCUUUGAAUUAGUUUAUUUACCGCAGUAUUUCAUGUUCUAGCAGUUGAAAUGGUAGAAUCUGGACUGGAUUAUUGCUGUAGAAUACUAUAUAUUUUUAUUCACUUUUCACUAAUCACUCAAAAAUUAUUUUUUUUGCUCAAGUUUUCCAUAGUCGUGAGUGCUAAUAUAGGCAAGGUUCAGUGUCUCCACCAGCAUUUUAAACACCCUGUCAGCUUUGUUCCAUAGGGGUCUACCUGAUGCAAUGCUUAAGAUGCUAAAAGCCAUGAUCUCUAUUAGUAUUUCUAUGAUGGCAGUCAUUGCAUGAGGUGUCAGAUAAAGAUGUCUUGUAACUUGUGUCUAGGAGCUCCCAGCCUAAUGUUCUUUUUGGAAUGGAAUGGGAGGGGGAGAGGGAGCAAAGGGAGUUCAGUCUGGGGGGUUUUCAGCCCCCCCUAGAGGGUGGGGCAGAUGUAUUGCAGACCCCCUGAGGUGAGGCCAGGGGGGUUCCAAUUUACACCCCCCUUUCAGCAGCAGCUGGGAAGCCCCAAGAAUAAGCUCCCUCUGUUGCUUUCUCCCCUCCUCCCAUUGUGAAAACAGUGAGCAAGGGCACAGAGCCUGGCCACCACUGUGGGAAUGUGGCUCCAGGCUCCCAGCUGCAGCUAGGUUUUCCCUCCCCACUGGAACUAACAGUGAACUUUUGGUCUGGGGUAACGGUGCAACUCUGAAUGCUUUGCAAAAAUCAUUCUUAGUUGCAGCUGGGAGCUGCACUUCUGUCUGCACCCUUAUUCUAAUAUAUUGGCUGAAAAAGCUUAAUUGAGAAUUGGUCUAAAGUCUCUUUUAGUAGCCUUGUAAAUAUAUCAUUUACAAUAAUUUUAAAUAAUUGUAUUUUUUUUUAAUACUGAAUAAGGACAUUUUCAUUUCCAAUUCAUUACAUAACAAUUCCCAUAUGUGUAAACUUAAUUUUAUAUAGAUUUUUAAGUAAUAAUGUAUAAAUAACUGUGCCAUAGAUUUUUGUGUCCAUAGUCACUGAAAGAUGGUUUUGUAGUAAAUUGUAAAUAAUACUGUAUAAGUUCUAGAAUAAAUAGUUAUGUUGAGCUCUUUCACUAAUUUAUAAUAAUUAAGACAAACAGUUUAUUUUACAGCCUAAUACAGAGACUAGGAAUGAACCCUUAAGGGACCUCCAGCAAAAUUGUCCUGUCACUAUGAACAUGCUCGUUUAGUCAUAGCAUGCUCGUUUUACUUGCGAAUUAAUAAUGGAGUUUAUUUUAACUCUAAUUUUUCUGUGCUGAUCUUUUAGACUGGAAGUUUAUUUUCCAGAUUGACUUAAAGUUAAUCUUGAUAAAAGAUCAAAAUAUUCUUAACUUGAAUCUGCAUUAAUGAACAAUUAGUUGAGAAAUAAAGUUGCCUUAGAGCACUUUGAGAAUAAAAUUAGUAGUAUUCAACAUGUACCUAGUGCUAAUAUACCUUCUGAGGGAGAACUUUCAUGUGCUAUGUGUACUCAAUUCUGCAAGAAAACCUAAUGAUUCUAGAAAACUAGUAAAUCUUUUGUAUUCUGGCACUCUGAAAGCACCCUGAUUCACAAAUGUGACCACUUAAAACUCAGUGAAACAGAUUUUAGCAGAUCUCCAAGGUUAAAUUUAAAGAAUCUGUGCUUUAGUUUUUGUAAAAUUUGUCCUUUUAGCUUGAGUAUUAGGUAUACAUAGUAGUUAUGUUUUACAUUAUUAAACUAAGUUUAUUCUAUAUUUAAUAUAUUAAUAGCUUAGAUGUAAAAUCAUUUGUAUAUAGUAAGGGUAUGAUGCAGUUACUUAAGUUGGCAAAGUCAAGAGGGAGUGUAAAACUCUUGGUGGGUUGGCCUGAAGAGCACCACUCAGGCUCAUGGUCAGGAAGUCAUGAACCACGUUUAUUCAUAUAUAUUCAUCAGUUUGCGAAAAAAAAUCAAAUUUGCAAUUAACUAUAACGCGACACUAAAUUGUAGAAACAUUUUCCUAGGAUUAAUUGUGAAGCUAGUCUUAAAAUACAUGGUCAGCUUCCUAAAAAAUUCUUUCUUGUUAGUACGGUAUAUAUUUUGACUAGCCAGUAAGGAUAUUAACGUUAUACUUUUUCUGCACUUAACCCAUAUAAUUAAUCCACAUGACAGAAUUUUUAUAGCAUGGUAAAAUUAAUAAAAUACAUAAAUACACCUGCCUUCAGUUCUGUGCUUGCACUAUUUAAGCAGUUUUAUCUUAAGCUGUCAGCAGUAAAAAUAUCUUGGUACAAAAACCUGUAGAUUUUACUAAUGUUACAGAGGUUCAACAAAGGUUCAUUGCAUUUGUAGCAUCAGAGACAGUAAAACAUUUCCCUUACUGGAGGUUUUGUUCUAGAAUUAGUUAUGUUGGACUCCUAUAGUCCAAAAGGGCAUCUAUUAUUUUUGCUUAGUUUUUACUUUUUAUGAAAGUAAAGGUCAUCGGCUUACAGACUGCACAGUGCAUUUCACAGUGUCUCCGUUACUACAUAGAAUAGAACGUUUUCUGCAGUUACUGUUUUAGUUGAAAAAAGCUUGAAAAACUGGUGGGUUUGAAGCAUUACUUAAUCAAGCACAGCAAAACAAAAGGUUUUAAAAAUAAAGCAGAACACUUGGAAAUCAGUCAAAUGUUUUAAAAAAGAUUACAAUUUUUUUUUCCAAAUAUAGAUACCUCACUAGAAAACAUGGAAAGCACAGUUGUACUUUAUUUAAAAUAAUUCUAGGAAAUAAAGUUUGUCUCCAGUUGUUUUGCUGCAAUUACGUUGCCUUCCAGGAUUAUAAGGUCUUUGAUAGACAAAAUCUGUUUUGUGUUUUCAUAUUCACUGUUGGAAGUAUUGAUGUUGACAUGCCAGUAUAAUUAACCUUUAGAUUACAGAGAGUAUCUGUAAAGCUUUGUAGAAACUAUCUUCAAUCAAGACAAGUGAAAUAACUAUCUGAAACUGUAGUAAAAGCCUGAGAUAAAAUAAUCAGCGCAUUCAACAAUUUUUAAUACUUUGCCAAUGAUGUACAGUUUUAUUGUUCAAGUUGCUGUGGUUGCAUUACAUGACACACAAAACUGUCCUCUACCUCACGUGAGAUUUAACAGAUAUUUUAUAUGGUUUUAGUAAAAACAAGAUGCAUCUAUCUGGUCACUUAGUUUACAAAUUUUGAAUUAUAUUUAUUGAAACAUGACAUACUGUGCUCUUAGCUUAUACCUCAAUUGUAUUUUGUGCUGUUAUCCAUUUUCAUGCCUUGUAAAUACCCUGUAUAGAUGGUGGAUUCGAAUACAAAUAAAGAAAUGUAAUG